GAAAGUGCAUCCUUACUGAUUAUAAUAUGUAUGUAUGUAUAUUUUUAGUUAAGGAAAAGAAAUUGUCAAGUAGUCAUGUCGAAAAGCAAGGGCAAAGGUACAGUAACUAAGUACAAUAUAACGGUGCAGACUGGAGACAAAAAGGGAGCUGGAACGCAUGCUCAUGUCUAUAUAAUACUUUAUGGAACAGAUGAAAUCCAAACAAAAGAAUACAAGCUUUCUAAUUUUUUAAAAAGUGAUUUUAAAAGAGGAAAGUUUGAAAGCUUUUCUAUCAAAUCUGAAGUUCACAUUUCCGAAGUCCAGAAAAUCGAACUGUGGCGAGACAACAAUGGUUCCAGUACCAACUGGUACCUAGAUUGGAUUGAAGUCACCAACAAGGAAAACAGUUUCACAACCGUAUUUCCAGCGUUGAAAUGGAUCAAAGAAAACCAUCAUUACUUUUUCGUUAAUGAAACUACUUUACCGCAAAACGACCAUAUGAAAGAAUCAAGAAGGCUUGAAAUGCAAGUCUUACAAAAGGAAUAUCAGCUAGAUGUUAAGAUAUCUGGACUACCUGCUCAGGUUAAAGUACUACCAGAGGAUGAGACAUUUUCAUGGCAUUAUUUUUUUGACGUGUUGCUUUCGAAACUCGCUGAGUUUGAAAUAGAAAGCCUUAAACUGACAAAAAAGGGAAAAGGAAAAGAAUGGAAGAAAGUUUACGACGUCAAAACCGUGUAUACUAAAGCGUUCGGAGUUCCACAGGGUUCAAAAUAUUUCAACGAUGACAAGAAGUUCGGACGUCAGAGAAUUAGCUGCCUGAAUUCAUUAAUAAUUGAAAUGUGUACCGCGAUACCCGAAAAUUUUGCAGUCACAGAAGACAUGAUCAAACCGUUUCUAGAAGGCAAGACAUUAAAACAGGCCAUUGAAGGUAAAAGGCUGUUCCUGACAAACCUGGCAAUAUUGGAAGAUUGUCCAACCAGGACCGAAAAUCUUAUAAUGACUUGUCCCUUGGCCAUGUUUUAUUUUAACGAUGCCAAUUGUCUUCUGCCAAUAGCCAUACAGCUGUUCCAAAAGAAAGUACCAAGUAACCCUGUGUUUUUACGAUCAGAUCCUGAGUAUACCUGGAUGUUGGCAAAAAUGUGGUACAAUCUGGCUGAUUCUACAUAUCACCAAUCUCUGACUCAUCUAAAUUUUACCCAUUUGAUGAUGGAAGGAAUAAGUGUCGCGACAAAAAGAAACCUUGCGCUUCAACAUCCAAUUAUGAAAUUACUGCAACCACACUUUUUGUUUCUCAUGGCUAUUGACAGUCUUGCACUUGUGUCGUUGAUUAAACCAGGUGGUAUCAUAGAUAAAGUUUCCAAUGCAGGAAUAAAUGGCACCUUUCAUAUCAUGAGAAAGAGUAUGGAAUGGUGGAGACUGGAUUUACAUGGAACUCUUCCAGAAAAUUUGAAAAACCGAGGGGUGUUUGAUCAGUCUGUACUGACAGGAGCCUAUCAUGUCAGAGAUGAUGGACUUUUAUUGUAUGGUGCCAUUAAGUCAUAUGUUGAGAAAUAUGUUGGACUCUACUAUCCAACAGAGGGUUCAUUGACUGCAGAUUAUGAACUACAGAAUUGGGGAGCAGAACUUGUAAAGUCAAGAGAUGAUGGUGGCGUCGGAAUUCUGGGAGUACCUGGUAAUGGCAAUUUUAAAACAACAGACCAGCUUGUUAUAACAGUGACAGCCAUAAUCUACACGUGUAGUGCUGGACAUGCCACAGCAAACUUCGAACAGUAUGAUGAAUAUGGCGCUCCAUUUAAUUACCCAUACCAUCUGUCUGGAAAGCCCCCGACAGACAAGAGUCCAGUCGCUUUAGAAACAAUCCUAAACACAAUUGCAAAAAGAGAAAUGCUUUUGGAGACGAUGUCGAUUACGAAAGUUUUAAGUGACAAAGCAACAGAUAGCCUUGGUCACUUUGAGAAACAGUUUAUUGUAGAUCCUCAUGCAGUACAAAUUGUUGAAGAGUUUAGACAGAAAUUACAAGAAGUUGGUAAAAUAAUUGAUGAAAGGAAUCAGAAGAGGGAAUUUCCAUAUGAAUGGCUUCGUCCACAGGCAGUACCAAAUGCCAUUAGUAUUUAGACAUGCACCCUUUUUAUAAAUACAAACAUUCUUCUAUAGUUAUCCCUAUCAUUUUCACCAUAUCAUUUGAACGUAUUAGAUUUAUUUUACAUUAGAUAAUGGUAGAAAUAGUUAUAAAUAUUACUGGUUUGUUCAGUUAAGUUGAAAUAUGUAUUCAAAAUGAUUUUCUUUCCGUUUUAUCGUCCAUGUACAUUUGAGAAUGAGUUUUUAUCAGUGUUAGAAGCUGUACAAUGCCCUAUAGUUUUUAUUAAUUUGUCUGUCAUUUGGUCACUUGUAGAGAGUUGUCUCAUUGGCAAUCCUACCACAUCUUCCCUUUUAUAGUUAAACAUUCUGUAUACUAACUAUUCUAGCACACUGUCAUAUAAGAACUGUUUUUAUCUGUUUGGUUUCAUAGAUAACUUUUUCUGUAAUGGAUAUUUACAAACUGUAAUAUUAUAGUUAGUUUAAGUAUUUGCUUGUCGUUUGAAAUGAUAUCACCCUUCUUUAAAUGUGUACCUUACAUUGUAAUAUUGGGUUUAUCAUUUUAAUAAAAUCACUAAUCUUGACA
Messenger RNA from Mytilus trossulus (common blue mussel), 2641 nucleotides. RefSeq names its product allene oxide synthase-lipoxygenase protein-like. The record is from RefSeq and is a predicted model, not a curated record. Gene Ontology annotation, molecular function: metal ion binding; oxidoreductase activity, acting on single donors with incorporation of molecular oxygen, incorporation of two atoms of oxygen; protein binding. Gene Ontology annotation, biological process: lipid oxidation. The transcript is spliced from 16 exons. Bases 76 to 2094 code for a protein of 672 amino acids. Lineage: Eukaryota; Metazoa; Mollusca; Bivalvia; Mytilida; Mytilidae.